CACUGACUACAUGGUGCAUAUUAUAAGAGAUGCAAACAAAUUCACCUUCACUCUUCGCCUUCCCUCCAAUCCCGAGUUUUCUUCAGCUCGAAGGUGACUGUGGACAGGUUUAAACAAGUGCGACUAUUCGGGGAAUACAGCAGCCAUGAUGAAUGACACCCUGGACCAGACGAGUUCACCACCCGCAAGAAAUGCCUGUAAAGUGGAGCUGAGAGUCUCCUGCAAGACUCUGCUGGACCGGGAUACGCUAAACAAGUCCGACCCCUGUGUCAUCCUCAUGGGUCAGGGGGAGGGAGACUGGGAAGAGAUAGACAGGACGGAGGUCAUCAAGAGUAACCUGAACCCUACCUUCAGCAAGGUCUUUACUCUGGACUACCUCUUUGAGGAGGUGCAGAAGCUGCGUUUUGAGGUAUAUGACAUCCAUGGGUCUCAUAGCAUCGACACCCAUGAGGAUGACUACCUGGGAGGCAUGGAGUGCACGCUUGGCCAGAUUGUGGCUCAGAAGAAGAUGGUGAAGCUUCUUUCUCUGAAAUAUGGGAAGAAUGCUGGGAAAUCCACCAUUACGGUGAGCGUGGAGGAAAUUUCGGGAAACAAUGAAUAUGUUGAGCUUUCCUUUUCUGCAGAGAAACUUGAUGACAAGGAUCUCUUCAGUAAAUCGGACCCCUUUUUGGAAAUAUAUAGAAUUAAUGAUGAUAAAACAGAACAACUGGUCCACAGAACAGAGGUAAUCAAGAACAAUCUUAACCCUGUUUGGGAGACAUUUAAAGUAUCUCUGAGCUCUUUGUGCAGCUGCGAUGAGGACAGGAGGCUGAAGUGCCUCGUCUGGGAUUAUGAUUCCAGGGGAAGGCAUGAUUUUAUUGGAGAAUUCUACCCCACGUUCAGAGAAAUGCAGACAGUAACUGAAGAAAACAAGGUUUCAUGGGAAUGUAUAAAUCCAAAGUACAAGUUAAAGAAGAAGAGCUACAAAAAUUCUGGCGUGGUCAUUCUCUCUGAGCUGAAGCUUCUCAGAGUCUAUUCCUUCUUGGAUUACAUCAUGGGGGGAUGCCAGAUACAUUUCACAGUGGCUAUUGACUUCACUGCUUCAAACGGCGACCCUAAGAACAGCUGCUCUCUACACUACAUCCACCCCUACCGGCCCAACGAGUACCUAAAUGCCCUGGUGGCACUGUUGGAGAUCUGCCAGGAUUAUGACAGUAACAAAAAAUUCUCUGCUUUGGGCUUUGGUGCAAGGAUUCCCCCAAGUUAUGAGGUCUCUCAUGACUUCGCCAUUAAUUUUGACCCAGACAACGAUGAAUGUGGAGGAAUCCAGGGCAUUGUGGAAGCGUACCAGAACUGCGUUCCCAAAAUCCAGCUGUACGGCCCCACCAACGUGGCCCCUAUCAUAAACAAACUCGCCAAAGUGGCGGCACAGGAGAAAGCGACCAAAGAUGCCUCGCGAUACCACAUCCUCCUGAUCCUCACCGACGGUGUGGUGACAGACAUGGCGGACACGCGUGAGGCCAUCGUACGUGCCUCCUACCAGCCCCUGUCCAUCAUCAUCGUUGGGGUGGGAAACGCCGACUUCACAGACAUGCAGAUCUUGGACGGAGAUGACGGGAUCCUGCGUUCACUCAAAGGGGAGCCUGUGCUGAGGGACAUCGUGCAGUUUGUGCCCUUCAGAGACUUCAAAUCGGCCUCUCCUGCUGCCCUGGCCAAAUGUGUUCUUGCUGAGGUGCCCAAGCAGGUGGUGGAGUACUACAGUUAUGUGGGAUAUGGGCCCAAGACGCCAGUGCUGGAUUCACCCACCUCUGUGCCCAACACCCCUGACUAAUGAAGAAUCCUGUCAGCAAACAGACCCAGGUUGUUCGGAUAGGUGAGUGUUCAGGAGACGUGCUAUUUACCCCCAUCCAGAUAUAAAAAUAUUAGAUAUUAUGAUGAUUCAUUUGUAUUUUUAUUUUGGCACUGGGUGUUUUGGUCUGUCUGGCCCUGAGCCUGUGUUGUCCUGGUUUUUGCAGACUGCUUCUAUAAUUUCUCUUGUUCAAAUGGCUGUUUUUUAAUCAUCUGCAAACAUUUUUUUUAUCUUUUUUUUAUUUUAUUUCCUCAUUUACUCUCUUGCCCUGCUUGAGAAAUCUAGGGGCAAUGGUUAAUUAUGUCAUUGCUUAUACAUUACAGUAUAUUGAUAUGUAUUCAUAGUCUAGAAAUUUGGAAUUUAUUCAUUGAUGGAACCCAGGAAAAAUGAUUCUCUUUAACAGCAAAUAAAAUGGUCUGGGUCAAUGAGUUGAAUAUUAAUCUCUAUUCAAUCAAAAGGAAAAAUAUUCUUAUUUUAUGUGUACUUGAGUUUUGCAUUUCACAAUUUCUACUAAUUGUUCCACUUUUAUAAUUCUUUUACACGCUGCAACUUCCUAUGAUUCUAGAGAUUGCCUACUAAAGCCAUAAUCAAGUGUAUCCAGUAUGUUUGACCCCAAGAAAAGAGAAUUAUAAGGUGUUCAAAUGCCCUCCUGACAUUAUAGUAUUUCAUUAGCAGAUGUUACACCUUAGAGUCCAUUGUUUCCAACGAUUUCCAUGCAACCCUGUAUGUCGACAGCAUCAUAUGAACUAAACAGCCUCAGCUGUUUUAGAGCCGUAACGUAGUGGCUUCCUGCAAACACUCGUAUUCGCUAAGUGAUGCUGUCUUGAAAGUAGUCCAGAAUAGUUAUACAUUGUGCUUUUUCAUAUGUGCUAGAAAAAUGUUUUUUGUAUUUCAUGAAGAUGUUUUUUUCGUUCUCAAAAAUCGAAUAGUAAGCAGCCAUAAUUGAGGAAAAAUGUCAUGAAGAUGGGCUGUUGCUUGAUGCUUUAAAUAUAGAGGGGUCCAGGUCAUCGCCCAUUGUCCACGUCUUUGUUCACACUGUUAAUUCAUGGCCCCAUAAAGAUCCAAGCUGGAUAAAAGACCUUUUGGGUAAAAAAAAAACAAGCCUCUUGUGAUCCUGUUAACUGACAUUAUUAAAUAUGUCCAGAAUUUAGGCAAGACUGAAAUAACACACAAAUCAAUAUGACACCCACCAGUAGCUCUUGUAGAACAAGAGUGUGUACGCAUAUUGUGUUUAAGUUAUCACCACUACUCACUGAGACACUUCAGAGUAAGAACAUGCAUGUUAAAUACAAGGUGUGACUUGUAAAAUAUUGGCAUGAAAAGGAAUAAAUGGAAUGUACCAAUAAAAUCUACCAGCAAACUGAGA
Messenger RNA from Brienomyrus brachyistius, 3194 nucleotides. RefSeq names its product copine-7-like. The transcript has 16 exons. Gene Ontology annotation, molecular function: calcium-dependent phospholipid binding. Gene Ontology annotation, biological process: cellular response to calcium ion. Gene Ontology annotation, cellular component: plasma membrane. Lineage: Eukaryota; Metazoa; Chordata; Actinopteri; Osteoglossiformes; Mormyridae. Bases 146 to 1810 code for a protein of 554 amino acids. The record is from RefSeq and is a predicted model, not a curated record.